Messenger RNA from Paramecium pentaurelia, 4046 nucleotides. Lineage: Eukaryota; Ciliophora; Oligohymenophorea; Peniculida; Parameciidae. The record is from the annotation of a GenBank genome assembly.
AUGUCAUCUGAUUUUUAAUACACAAAAAACCAAGAAAUAUCAUUAUUCCCAACAGAAGGGGAAAUUUAUAGAUACUAUUUGGAAAAUUUUAUGAGUUCUGAAUAUUUAAUGUGCAAAAUUGAUACUAAAGUUCCUUAUGUUUAAUUAUUGAAUAUAUACGAAGAAAUAUAUCAAAUAUAAGGGGAUUGUAAAAUAUUAAGAUUAUUAUUAUAGAAUUUAUAUCAAUGUCAUAAAAUGAAACACAUUUUUGUACAUUAUCAAAUGAAAAUGUAAUAAUUAUUUAUGAGUGGAAUAAUUAAAUGAUUCAAUAAGUUGGCUCACCUGUAAUCAUUGAUUCUUCAUUUAAUUGUUUUAACAUUAAUUUGUUUGAAAAUUUUUCAAUUUUGGUUGAUUGUUAUUAAAAUAAUGAAUUCUUUUUCAUUCAAUUAAUGAAUGAAUAACCAAAAAUUGCUUAUUCAAUACCAUCAUCUAUACCUACUUAAACUAAAAUGUAAUCAAUUAUAAAUGAAACAAAUGCUUUUAUAGUAUAUGCCUAAUAUUUUGAGGAUUAUUCAAUACUUACACUAUUUUCAUCAUCAUUUUUAAAUUAAAGUAGCUUAAAUUAAUAAUUUGUUGAUUUUGAUAUACCAAAUAAAAUAAGUCCGAACAUUUAUUUAAUAACUAUCUAAGAGAUAUUCAUGUUAUCUAUAUCUUCAGAUUCUCAUUUUAUUUUAAUAAGUAACCUUAGCUAAGAUAAUAUGUGUCAGUAUUGCGAUUACUAGAUCACUAAUUUUACAAAUAUUAUUGUUUUUUACGAUUUAUGGACUUAUUCUUAAUGUGAUCAAAUAUAAUUAUUAUAUUAUUAACCUUAUUAGGAGGUGUGUAUUUAUUAUUUAAUAGCAUGUAAAAAUAUUAUAAUUUUUGAAAAAAAUGAUUGUUCAAUUUAAUAAGAUUCAAUUUUGAAUAUAUUUUAAAAUAACUAAUUUAUAAUAUAUUAAUUUGCUAAUACAAUAGUCAUUUCAGAAAAAUAGUCAAAUUAGAUGAUUUCAAAUUAUCUAUAGCAUUAAAGUAAUUCACUUUUAUAUUUCAAUUAUGAUAAUGAAUUAUUUAUAUUUAAUAAAGAUAUCACAGCUUAUAAAAUUUAAAUCCCUUCUUUAUAAGUUAACUUAACAAAUUUAUAAAUUGCAGGUGAUAAUUUCACUUUUUCACUUAUAUGUCACAAUUAGGGAUAAAAAAGUAACUAUUAUGGUAAAAUUAAUCUUUAAGUAUUAUCUUAGAAUGAUACAAAUAUUUAUGUAAUGUUUAAUUAAGAUUUCCCUCAAUAUUAAACUUCAAUUACUAUUCCAGUUACAAAUAAUUUUUUUAGUUUUUCUGGGUAAUUAUUAUAAUAUAAACUAAAUUCAAAUGAAAUACCUUUGAAUUUUUCAUUAAUUGCCUCACAAAAAGCUGGUUAAAUUAAUUAGAGUUAUUUAUUAAUAUAAUCUUUGUCAAUAAUCUAAAAGAAUGAAUCGAUUGUUUAAUAUUUGAUAGGAUAUAACAAUUAUUCAAUUGAUGUUUUGGAAUGUUAAUCUGUAAAUAUAGAUUAUAUCUACUAAUUCACUAAAUAAAGUUCAAUUAAAAUCUCUGUAAAUGCAAAUGCUUUAUAAAUUGCCUAUAGUAUUUAUCCUAAGAUGAUAAUAAUUGGACUCAGUACUAAUGAUAUAAUCUAUAUAUUUUAUUACUAUAUUGAUAACAGUAGUAUGAUUAGUUAUUCAAAUUAUACUUUUGAAUAAUAAUUCUCAGAUUUUGUAGUAACAUAUAAUAAUAUUAUAAUUCUAAUUCUAAAUUAAGAAAUAAAAAUAAUGACAUUUGAUUUUAUCAAUAUUUUUACUUUAAAUUAGUAAUCAAUAAAUAAACUUUUCGAUAAGAUUAAUUUCAAUCCUAUAUAAAUUAUUAUGAAUACUUAACUAUAAUCAUCUUUAUUAUAUAUUAAUAAUAUUAAUGAAGUCAUUAUAUUUUCAAUUGAUUAAAAUAGUUUUCCAAUACCAAUAUCCUUAAUAAAAGUUAAUUUUAUAAUAAAAUAGAUAAACUUAAUAAAUGUUCAAUUAAUUAUAUCAUAUCUAUGUAAUAAUGAUCAAAAUAUUUGCUUUUAAGUUUGGAAUGUAUAAUAUUUACCAAAAUACAAUUAUGUAAAGAAUCUUUAAAGUGUAAAUAUUGAUAAUAAAGUAAUAAUAUAAUCUGACAACAUGUUUUUAUAUGUUACUUUUAGUAAUUAAACAGUUUAUGUUUAUAAUCCUUCCUUAACAUAUCAUUAGAGUUUAUAUUAUUUAUUAGAAUUAACUUCGCCAAUUUAAUGUACUUAGGCAAUUCAAACCUUUUAUUAUUAUGUGCCUCAAUUCUAAUAUUAAAAAUCGAUAAUAAUUCUUAAGGACAAUACUAUUUAUUAGCUUUCUAGAAUGCAAGAAUUUCAAAUUUCUGCUGAAUAUAAAAAUGAAGAUUUUAAUAAUUCAAUAAGAUAUCCAUAAUUUAUUUAUAAUUAUUCUGUAACUUCAGCAUUAAAUAAAACAGCCUUUUAUUGGACUCCUAAUUAAAGUAUUACUUUAUAUUCAAAUUACACAGUAUUUUUGAAUUAAAGAAAUUUAUCAAUAAAUUUAAAUUUAGAUAAUAUAAUUGCUUAUACUAGAUAUUUUUCAUUUCCAAUAAAUUUAAUUCUUGAUAGAUAAGUGGGAUAUUGUGGAUCAACUAAUCUUACUUAAACAUAUGAUUUAAAUAAAGAUUGUAAUUUAACUUAAUUGUAUUAUCGUAAUUCUAGAAGCAUUCUUAAUGAUAACAAUUUCUCAUUAAUUACUUAAAUAAAUAAUGAAUUUUUUGCUUUUCAGAAUAACUCUUAUAUUUAAACUCUAAGUAGUGAUUUUAAUAAUCUAUCAAAUUUAAGUUAUUAAUAUUUAAAUUUAAGUAUUUGUUUAAAAUCAACUUCAUAUAAAUAUACAUUAUAUUCAAUUUGUUAAAAUACUACUUCAUAAUAUUUGCUUAAUUUUACUUUAAAUUUUGAAGGAAAUAUUAUUAUAAAUUUAGUUACAUAGCUUCCAUAAUAGUUCCACAAUAUUUCCAAAAUAAAUACCAUUUUAAACUAAAUUUUUAUUUUAGGCUUUAUUGAUGGUUCAAAUUAAUUGUAUUAGUUUAAUUAAUCUAAUAACAUCUUAUAUUCUAUAAAUAAUACUGUAUCAGAUUUUUCUAUUACAUUAAUGCCAAAAAGGUUUGAAGAUGAUUAACUCCAAUAAAUAAUUAUUUUCUAUAUUUUUAUUUAAACUAUAGAAUAUAAAAUAAUGUCUAUUGGUGAUUAAUUCGUCUAAUUUCAAAAUUAAGGUUAAGUUUCGCUUUACUUUUGCGAUGAAGACAAUGGCUGCUAUUAACCUCUAAUACAAUUUUAUUUGAUUUAUGUUAUGUAAACAUCCCAAUAAAAAGUAAUGAUCCUUCUGAGUGAUAGUUAUUUUAGUUAUAUUGUAGUACUAAUAUUAAAAUAAAUUAUAAGUUAAAAUGGAAAUUUUUAUAAUGGUAGAAUUAUUAGAACUAUUCCAAAUUUAUAUAAUUUAACUAAUACUGGAAAUUCUUUUUAUUAGUAUGGAGUUUUGAUGCAACAAUUUUAAUCUAAUAACAAAACCAUUGUUGGAACUUAUUAUAUCGAAGAUUUUUUAGAUAAUAAUAUAAUGGAACCAAUUCUUAUGUAAGGUUCAUUUAGUACUACUGUGCCUGAUUAUGCAAUAAUUGUUGAUUAAUAAUAUCGAAAUGGUACAUCCUUAUACAUUUAUAACUAAUCUAUAAACAAUUACUCAAUAGGUACAUGGAAUGUUACAUGUUUUAUGAAUAGAUAUACCUAAAAAUCAGUUAAUGUUUCAAUAUUUUGUAAAAAUGAAUUUUCAAAUGGUAAUUAUAGCAUUACAUUUAUAACACCUACAAUGGCUAGUUCUAAGAAAAAUUGGAUAUAUACUCUGAUUUCAAUGAUUGGAUUGCUAUUAUUGUAUUUUUACAUUAAAGUUAAAUAACAGAAAAAGUAUUUAGAUUAUAAUGAAUAAGAAAUUGAGUUAUGA